UUUAAGCGAGGCAGGACAUUUGGAAGGAGGGGUGGUGAGGGUAGAAAAAGUAGCUGCAGGUUUUUCACGUUGGGGGAAAAAAAAAACAAGAAAGAGGAUGAAAACUUUGUCCCAAAUCGAAGGACCCUGCUACAAGAGCCGCGGGUUGUAUCGUAUGCAAAUACGCAAGCUGACGUAAGAGAUCAUGUGGGUUUUGGCGUAGAUCACCACCACCGAUCGGAGAGGGGUUUUUUUUUAAAAAAAAAAAAAUUUAAUUUUUUCUCCCCAAAUUGCUACUGGGGUUGUUGUUUUUGUGUGUGUGCUUGAGUGUGUGUGUGCGUGCGUGCGUGUGGUGGUGGUUGCUUUCUUUUCGCGGCGGGGGUGGGGUGGGGGGUGCGGUGGGCCGAGUGUUAAAACCGAGAGUCCCGGACCGGCUCCCCCGCGUUCUCGAACGCGCACCGAGAGUUCCAUUCCGGGGAAAGUUCGUGUCUCGGCGUUCCAAAGCUUUGAUCGCAGGUGCCAUGCAGCCCGAUUGGUGUGGUGGCCAAAGCUAAACGCCAUGGUUGGAAUUCUUUAGGACACACAUCCUGGACAACAUCACACAAUAAGCCAUCUUGGGGAGCAUCUUGCCCAGGAGAAGAAGCUGCUCUUGCCAAGGACAGUUGCACAGCUGCCAUGGCUAGCAAAAGGAAAUCGACCACUCCGUGUAUGGUUCGAGCAUCUGAGGCCAUGGAGCAGGAAGCUCCCAAGGACUGUAGCAUGGGAAGGGCAGCGACCGGCACUCCAGAACAGGACGUGAGCAAUGGUUUGGUGGCCGGUAAGGAGAGCUGCGAAAACGACUGUGAGGUGAUCGAAGGGAAAUCCUCCCCGGCCAACCCGGCCAGGAAACCCCUCGGAGGCUACGAAUGUAAGUACUGCCCCUAUUCCACGCAGAAUCUGAACGAGUUCACAGAGCACAUAGACACCCAGCACCCCAACGUGAUCCUCAACCCCCUGUACGUGUGCGCCGAAUGCAACUUCACAACCAAAAAGUACGAUUCCUUGUCCGAACACAACGCCAAACUCCACCCGGGAGAGAACAACUUCAAGCUCAAGUUGAUCAAGCUCAACAACCAGACUGUCCUAGAGCAGUCCAUUGAGGCGGCGAGCAGCUCAGUUGCCCUGGAAACCCCUGAAAUCGAGGUGGUUCCUGCCGGGGCUAGUGGUACAAGCAAGACCACCCCAGUGAUCAACGUUGGGAAGCCUAAAGUCGAAGCCAGGAAAGUUUCUUUAGAGAACCACCUGGAUGGGAUCCCCCACCUGGUUACGGAGACCACGGAGCCUAUCACAUGCAUUAACGGAGCAGAGCUUCUCCACGAUAUCCUGGCCCAUGUGAUGCCCUCUGUGCAGCUCCCGCCAAACAUCAACCUGGUUCCCAAAGUCCCCGUGCCGCUGAACAGUACCAAAUACAAUUCCGCACUGGACACCAACACAACCAUGAUCAGCUCCUUCAACAAGUUUCCGUACCCGACGCAGGCGGAGUUGUCGUGGUUGACGGCCGCGUCCAAGCACCCCGAGGAGCAGAUCCGGAUUUGGUUUGCCACCCAGCGUCUGAAGCACGGCAUCAGCUGGUCUCCGGAAGAGGUGGAGGAGGCGAGGAAGAAGAUGUUCAACGGCACUAUCCAGCCAGCAGCCCAGACCAUUGCCGUUCUGCCCGCUCACGUCGCCGCUGCAAAAAUGCCGCAGCCAAUGAUCCAGACGGCUGUGCCUUGCCAGAUACUUAGCCAGACCGGCCUGGUUUUGACACAAGUCUCAAACGGGUCCCAUGUUUCCCCCAUUGCCCUUGCCGUGGCGGCCAACCAAGGGCAGAAACGGAGCAUGCAGGCCCAGGCGGCUGUCCCGGAAGUCAAACGGCCGCACAUUGUCGCCGCGGAGGUCUUGUCCAAACAAAUCGCCCCUGCUGCUCCGACGAGCACGACUGCAGUGCCCUUGUCUCCUGCGCUGCUGGCAAAUGACCGCAAGAAGACCAAGGAGCAAAUAGCAGCCCUGAAGGCGAGCUUUAUUGUCAGCCAGUUCCCAGAUAACGCGGAAGUGUACAGGCUGAUAGAAGUCACGGGCCUCUCCCGAAGCGAGAUCAAGAAGUGGUUCAGCGACCACCGCUACCGGAGCCAGCGAGGGAUUGUCCACAUCACGAGCGAGUCACUAGCCAAGGACCAGGUUGCUCUGGUGGCUGCAAGGCAGGGGCGGAACUAUAAUCCAUACCCAGACUUCACUUUCCAGAAGUUCAAAGGAAAAUCCAGAGAACAGCUGGGGAUCCUUGAAGAAAGCUUUAUCAAGAGUUCUUUCCCAACCCAAAGCGAGUUGGAAAGGCUCCGGAACGAAGCCUGCAUGACUGGACGGGAGGUUGAGGCCUGGUUCUCCGAGCGCAGGAAGCUCAGGGAUAAUAUGGAACAAGCCGUCUUGGACUCUAUGGGGCCGAGCAUAAAGAAUAAGGAGGAAGGGGCUUCCAACGGUGCCAUUGGUCCAACAGAGCAGUUCGACAUCUCCCAGGCACCGACCUCUUUGUCCAGGUGCUCGACAGCAUUUGCCCCAAGUAGCCAAGAGCAGGCGCACUUGCUGAAGAGCACGUUUGCGAGGACGCAGUGGCCAACUCCGCAGGAGUAUGACGAGUUGGCGGCUCAGACGGGGCUCACGAGGACUGAAAUAGUGCGUUGGUUCAAAGAGAACAGGAGCUGCCUACGAACCGGGACGCUAAAAUGGCUGGACCAAUACCAGCAGCAGUAUGCUGUUGACGGAUAUGAUGAGGCAAAAGGACCAGCAGCCCCCGAGACGGCAAGUAGCAGUAGCGAGGGGGUUCAGCAACCCAGUCAAGAGCAUCAGAAGCUGGAUAAGCAGGACAUAGAGGGCAUGGAGAAAUCUGAAUGCAGUGACCGGGGUAGUCAAGGCAAUAACGAGAACAAGGGAAAUGUGAGUUGGGUGGAAGUCACCAUCGACGAUGAUGAUGACGCUUCGGACUGUAUGGACAGCUGGGGUCAAGCAGCGCCUGGAAGCAAAGCAGGUUUUGAUUCUGAAAGUAUACCUGGCGAUACCUCUCACACCUAAGACAGGUAACGAUGGGGAUUGUUUGUUGACCUAACGCUGGCCGUGGUCCUCCUUGGCUCAGCGUUCUAAUUCUAGGGUUGCGUCCAGCUAUAGCAACUUCCACUUGUGCAGCAGGACUUCCUCCUCCCCACCCCCCCACAGUUCCCAAAUCUGCUCUGAAGUGUUGGAGGAACAUCAACACACUUGUAGACAGUGGUGGGUGUGCAGUCAGUGGACUAGGCCAGGCUUCCUCAAACUCGGCCCUCCAGAUGUUUUGAGACUACAAUUCCCAUCAUCCCUGAACACUGGUCCUGCUAGCUAGGGAUCAUGGGAGUUGUAGCCCAAAAACAUCUGGAGGGCCGAGUUUGAGGAAGCCCGGACUAGGGGAACUAGGCUCGUCCCCAAAAUGUUCCUGGUAAAUUAGAGUAUUAAAAUAUUAAAGCUUGGCACCUCCUUCCCAAAGCCUGGGAAGCUUCUGUGUGAUGCGUCAACGGGGUCCAAGAGCCCUUCUGCCACCUCCCCAAAGCCUGCCCUGCUUUGGGAAGUAGGCAGGAGGCCAGCAUCUUCUCAGAGGCCUGGCACCUCUUUCCCAAAGCCCAGGAAGCUUCUGUCCAACUUAGGGAGACGUGAUGCUCAUGCACGUGACGUCAACACACCUGGCAAAUUUCGAACGGCGCAUGUAUCUGGCUCUAGAUUGGAAUAGAGGAAAAUAUUGACCUGUUUUAUAUGCUUAGGAAACAGCAGCCUCUGCAUGCUUUUCAGAACCACCUUCACUGAUUAAUCAUAAUCCAAGGAGUCUCCCAGUUCUCUGUGUGUAUUUUGAUUUCAUUUAUCUGUCCCUGGGCUUAGUGUCUUUUUAAACACUCAUUGCUGAAAACGCAAACUUAGGCCCUCUAGUGGGAAAAAACAUACAAACUUUGAGAUGCUUAUUAACAUGGUCUCAUCUUGCUUUCGGGACACCAUCCAGCAAAGAAUUGGUAACACUUAAAGUCAGCGGGUUUGCUAUUGAAAAUAUUGUAUUGUUUGUAAGCUGGGGUCAGGUACUAAAGAUUUCUUUUUUUAUUCUAAGGUAUCUUAAAGCACUUGCCACAGGCACUACACACACAGGACCCCUGUAAAGGGCUGCUUAGUACCAGACAGAAAUCUGAAAAAUUAAUUUGGUUAGCUUCAGCAUUCUCCUUACUUUUUUCGUUAGUAAAAUCGGGAGUUUUCUGUGUCCAGGUGAGCACCGUAUGGUUUAAUAAGGCAAGCGCAGAAUGCAGGGAAUGAGAGGGGACGGGUGCAGAUCACAUGCAAUACGCCAGGUGUGUUGCGCAGGCCUAUCCUUUGGCAAGCAUUUGGCAUCCAGAUAACUUAUUGGGGGUGAGAAGAGAUGCUGUCUCUUACAAGUACACUCCUCUGCAAGGUUGCUCAGAAAUAAGCCUCACUGAGUUCAACAGGGAUUUAUUUAAUUCCCAGGUAAGUGUGUGUAGGUUUGCAGACAGGCAGAGCGACCAAGUAAGGGAGAAUGAAGAGGAGGAAGAAAGGUUGUUUUCUGCUGCUCCAGAGAAGCGGACACGGAGCAAUGGAUUCAAACUACAAGAAAGAAGAUUCCACCUAAACAUUAGGAAGAACUUCCUGACAGUAAGAGCUGUUCAGCAGUGGAAUUUGCUACCAAGGAGUGUGGUGGAGUCCCCUUCUUUGGAGGUCUUUAAGCAGAGGCUUGACAGGCAUAUGUCAAGAUUGCUUUGAUUGUGUUUCCUGCUUGGCAGGGGGUUGGACUGGAUGGCCCUUGUGGUCUCUUCCAACUCUAUGAUUCUAAGAUGAGCUGGGGCGACUUCUUUUUAUGGAAGCUUUUUAUGGGCUGCAGCCCUUGUUUGUUUGCUUUUUUAAAAAUCCUUACCACUGGUCUUGGUGCAAGGGAAAAUUAAGUACGUCACUUCCAGGGCUGGCAUACUCCCUCCCCUGCAAACAUAAUAUUUAUGGGUAUUUCUAAAUGAAUGAAUGAAUCCAGCCACUCCAAAGCCUUCCCCUACACACAUAGCUGUAUUUGUUUCACUCCAAGUAAGAAGACCCAUUGAAUUUCAUACACCUGAGUUAUUGCCCCACAGCCAAAAAGCACAAAGGAGGGUUGUUGCUGAAUUAAAACAAAAGCUAUGUUCUGUUUUGCGAAAUAAUAACCGUAUUCUGUGCACUCCAUUUGUUUAUUUGUCAUAGGCAUAUCUUUCAGCUUUCUAGACCUAUCUUUCCACUUUUGGGGAGUACGGCGUCACUGACCCUGGGAGCAAGCGGGAUCUUCAGAAGCAGGAAAAUCCAACGGGUUUUCCCUCCCGGUUCAAGGCACGUGGGUACAGUUGUGGUGGAGAAAGGACAGUCCUGUGGAGCGUCACUACAGAUCUCACGGUGCCAAAUUUCCACCAGGGGACUUUUCCAACAAGGGCCCUUGUACAUAGGUUUUUUUCCCACAGCGUCCAACUUGCUUGCCUCCCAUUGUAACUUCCCAUUUACAACGUGGAGACGUCUUGCUGCCUUUCCUGGCUGGUGCAUAUGCUGUGCAUUCUCAUUACCAUCUCGAGAUCGCAAUUUGGCUUAUUGGUUUUCUUGAAAAUUAGUUACCGCUGCAUCUACAUCCAGGAUGACUUGGAAACCUUUUUGGCCUGCUGCACGUUUCUAAAGAUGUGUUUCUAUUUUCGCAGUGAGAGUUUACCCAUCUCAACACAUUUUUACCUGUUCAGUCUAGGGCUAGCUGCUCGUUGUGACUUUCCCAAGAGCCUUUUAUUUGCAGUUGGUUUCCUUUUGUUCCUCUGCAUGCAGGAAAAAGCAGCAAAAACUUUUGUCUUGGAGGGACAGCCGAUCUCUUUAACACAUCCUGCAUUUCACCGUUUGCCAAAACAUCUGGAUUAUGGAGCUCCAGAGUUGUUGGCAGUACGCCUUUGCUUGUUCCAAGCACCUUUUUCUACUACAUGUAGUACAAUCCUAAAAAAAAAAAGACUUUACAAUGGAGGGCUUAAGCUUCUUGAUAACUGAACUUGCUCACAAUUCUUUGUUCGGUGCAAAGACAGAGACUUAUUUUUGUCAGCCUUAGAUGCUCUAGUACACAACAUGGUUUCUUGAAGCCUCAGCCACUACAUCUUUCAUUUGUUUCUAGGUCCUCAGAAUGCACUUUUGUUCUCCAAAUAACUGCUGAGAGAGUGGACGAACUGUCAUAUGGGCACAGGUCAAAUGGUGAAGUUGCUUUGGUUUGGAGAGACGGAUCCGUUUCCCAUCCCACCAUACGCUGCACAAAUCUAAUUGCUAGGGAGUUUGAAUUAAAACAAAACACUUUUCUAACUUUUUGCUUGUUUGUUGUAACUCAGUAAAACAAAGGCUUUAAUGUUUUUGGUAAGCUUUUCCCCUUGUCUCUCUCUCUCUUUUUUAAAAAAGUGCAAAAUCUUCCUCACGCUGCUAAGUAGCUUUAAAUACAGCAUAGUGUGCCUGCUCUUGAAUGCUGAGUAGCAGCUUAAAGAAAGUUAUCCAGGAAAGAAGCAAGGCCUACUGUCAUUCACAGCCAUUAUUUUGCCAGCCGGAUUUAGAGACAUUGAAAUCCCACUGCUAUCAUUCUCUACAUUCAGAGGGAAGAACCUUUUCUCCCUCUCUCGGUCUUCCAUUGCCUUGGGAGAAAAUGGGCAGGGAUGGAAAAUGGAUGUGCCCACACGCUUAAAAUGAUAGAUACACACACACCCCCUUAAGUGCACAAACACCAAGUUUCCAAUUGGAUGAUGAAUGAGGAAGGACCAAUUUUCACCCUCAGUCUAGCAUGCAAGGAGGUCUCAACCUCGUCACGCAGCAUGCAGCAAGCAGGGUGAAAUUUAGGGUGAGGAUAGGAGCUUGGAUAGGUGAUGAGGCCUGGCAGGCCAGAAGUUUCCCAGGCAUGUUUUGCAUCAUGGAGGGGGAACCUCAGGCAAAAGGGCCAAAUUGAGCCUUCCACACCUGCCUGGCCCUAUCUCUGGGUCACGUACUCUCCCCUUGCCCUGCUUUGCACCCUCUUGAGAGUCUCUGCCUGGUUAGCAUAUUUCCUUAAACACUGGUGCUUCUUGCUUGCCUGGAUGGAAGGUAGAGGAGCAUGUGAAGAAACUAGGCUACUAUACAAAGGUAUAUCAUUUUGCUCCUGCCCAGGAUUGGGAGCGGACACAGAAAAGGAUGCUGGAUCGCACCUGUGGAAGUCCUAGUGGCAGGAAUUCUAUGGAUACUGCCACAAGCCCUCUCAUCAAUAGGCUUGGCACAAGGAAGGGUUUUUCUCACAGUCUACAGAUGGAGCAAUGCUGUGAUUGCUCAUAGAUGGCCUUAGAUGAUGUGUCUUUUAAUGACCCGAUAUUACUACUUGGUUACAUAGGACGUUUUGCAUUGUUGACCAAGACACAAUGUUAGAGGAGCUCCCCAAGAAGUCAGCAACAAUAAUCUACUGCCCUUGUGAGAACAGCGGUACAGUGGUCCCUCGACUUACUAAUUUAAUCCGUUCCGAAUGCACAUUCGUAGGUCGAAAAGUUUGUAAGGCGAAAAAAGUGGUUUCCCAUAGGAAUUGGAAAUGGAAAAAUUCGUAAGUCGAGUAAACCGCAUCUAAAAUUCGUAAGUCGAGAAAACCCCAUCUAAACUGCAACGGUUUUCCUUUCAGAUGUCGAAAAAACCGUAAGCGUGCGGCCAUUUUUUUUUCAUUCGUAACUCGAAAUUUCGUAACUCGAGUACUUCGUAAGUUGAGGGACCACUGUAUUCAAUUUAUGGCUGGAGUAGCACCUACAAAGCUCUCUUGAGGUUGCACAGUAAAGUCAAAGGCAUGCAAAGCUGAAACAAAUUCAGUGUCAGACAGCUUUCUAGAGUUUUACAUCUUUAAUUUAAAACUUUGCCAAGAACAAAAAAUUGGUUACAAAAAAAGAGAAGUUAUCUACAAAAAGAAGUACUCAUUUCAUAACAGAAGCUGCCGGUGGCAGUUUGAGAGUGGGGAGGGAAAAGUGCUUCAGGUGAACAAAAACCAAAGUAGUGCGAAGUGCCCAAAAGUGAGUUUUUACCAUCCAGGAAAGGCACAUGGUAUUGAUCUAGGAUGGACACCAGGCUUGGAUAUGCACCAGUUGCAUGUGGACGGCUAACAUGCUAGUGAGAAGGCAGACUAGAAAUCUCCCUGCUGUGUUCCCCAUGUGCAGAGAGAUGAAGGGACACAUUCCGAUAGCCAAAUCCAGCUUUGAGAAGAACUGGUCUUCCACGAGACUAGACCACUGCAAAAAUCAACAUGGGGUCAGGGGAAAAAAGGAGAAUAUCACUGGCUUAGAUUUUCACUAACCAAGCCACCCCUCACAUGCACUGCAACAUGGUAAAAUUGCUGUACCGUAUGCCCUUCCUGAAUAUUUGACUUUUGCUUUAAGAUUAUGGUGCAGACAGAAAUUUCAGACACCGAACCUGCCCCCUUCUAUUCUCUGGUGUGCUUUAUACUUGUAAAAGGGAUGGAAAUCAUUGCUCCGUUCAGGAUGAGCUAGCAGCUUCCUGCAGAACUAGGAGCUUGGGGUUGGUAGGCCAGCAAUUCUCGUGGCUUAGAGCCAAGCUACAGGUUCCCUUUAAAAACGUGCUCGGUUCUUUGAGCACCAGCAACCGCUGCAAGCAGAUGAGGGGUGUUGCUUUCCCCUUUCUGCUACCAGUGUUCAAGGGAGAAGCUGCGCAAUGCAGGCUUAAUGAUGGUCCUUGUUGGCUACGCAAGAUUGGCAGGUCUCUUCAGCUGCGGCAGGGCUGCUGCCAUUCAGCAUUGGGGGAAAUGAAUCUGCUAAAACAGUGUAAGAGAUCUCUUAAAUUAGAGCUGAGAUGUAGAAGUAGUAUUGUGGAGAACUGAAUGAGUGGAUUCCUCCACCUUUACAAAGACCCCAAAAUAUCCCUGGCUUUGGAAUGCUAGCUUGUCAGGGAGCAAUUAUUAAAGCUAUGGAAAGCUAUUCUUACUCCCCUCUUCCCUUUCAUGGAGUACUUUCUAACAUAAGAACAUAUUCAAAGCUGCGAUUUCCCACCUACAUUAUGAAGUUGGCUGCACCUCGGCUUAAAAUUGAUGCGUUGAUUAGCUCUAUGAUCAGUAUAGCUAUGGGGUUGUAGCCAAUUAGAUUCGACUCAGAGUAGACUCAUCAGAAUUAAUGGACCCAAAUUAGUCAUGUCUGUUCAUGGAUUUCACUUUGGUUGUAAUCCAGUGUUCCAUUCUACAGAAUGGUCUUUGAAAGAAACUCAGCUUUUUGUACAGACCAACCACAACACCUCAAGCAAUACAGAGACCAAUUUCUCCUAGAAUGCAGAGAAGACAAAAUCCCAUUCCUUAAAGUAUUCACAAUGAGUUCCUGUUUUCAGAACCUGGGUUGGGGUAACAUUCAAAAUUUACACAACUUAGGCAGUGUAUGAAAAGAGAACAAGCAGCCUUGGGCAAAGAACUGCAUACACAGCUGAAACUCUUCCUUUCUGGUUUCGGUACAACUGUUCCCACUGCUGAAGAGGCAAGCCUAGAGUGCAGUGUUGAGAAGCUGCUUGACUCUUUGCCAGUGGAACCUGUUGUGUGAAUGAACAGCAAGCAAAGCUGUGCUGUCCCUGUGCACAUGGGGACAGCCAAUUCACGAAACCACCAGGAUUAAUUCAUGACAAUAUGCUAUAGGAAUUUGGGUCCCCACGUGCUACAAGCCAGAAUUAAUGACAAAUAUAGUCUGACCUUGGGGAAUUGCCAUCCUUUUUAUGACAAAUAUAUAUAUCUAUAUAUUUAAAUCAAGCAAGAGCCACCGGAAGGUUUAUUACCAUGAGGGUGCUGCUAAAUGAUUUCUUAAUCUAUACCUUUUCCCACUAUCAAGACACAUAAUUGCAAGGUUUCUGUUUUCCUCAACGAAGACUGCCACAGUAGGUUCACACCUUUGAGAAAGCGGAAUCCGGUGAAAGUAUCGCUCCCUCGCCAAUCCCACCCAACCCCAGUUCAGUAUACAAAUAUACACAGAGCAAGGAUAGACAACACAGUGCCCUCCAAAUGCAGUUGGCCCUGAUGAGGGUCCGACCACAUCUCGAGGGUGCCACAUUGGCUACACCUUUGAUGCACGGAGAAAUAUCAGUAGCGAUUGCAACCCAAAACAUUCAUAAUCACUUCUACAGCACUUUCCAUGUUUGCAGUGCUAUUGAAAGAGUGCCUACUUGCGCAGCUGGGUGAAAUGUUUUGCAGUCCCAUUUUGCAGGUGGGAACACAGGUAAGCACAACUUGAUGUGGUUUGCUUGGGGAUAAGGGAGAAAGAGACGAAGAGGAGAAGGAACAAACCAGCGGAUUGGGAGGACAAGGUUAGGUCUGCUUUCUCCUCCCUCUAUCCAAAUAUCUCCAAUGUCACCCCACAUAAAACAAUCAUCAGUUGUUUGAUACCCAUUGCUCGUAUUAUGAUCGAGCAGCUUAACUUGCAAUGAAGGUUACUACUGAACAUUCUCAGGUACCCAAAUUUUCUUCCAGAAUGAGAAAUGCUGACGCACCGGUUGGUAGGGAGUCUUGUUUGAAAACACAGAAUAAUUUUUGCUAACCCUCCAACUUUGUUUUUUCACAGCUUGCCUUCCCCUUUACAAGAUACAAACCCAAGCAUGAUUACCUUACAGAUUCCAAAGAACUGAGUUUUGUCUCGGACCUAUGAGUGUUAUUUACUCGGAAGUAAGCCCCACCAAGCAGCAAAAAAUUCCCCAAAGAGAGCUAGCGCUCUGCCUCAGUGGCCUAGGUUCACAUCUCCUCCAGUCAAAACAAGUAUCUGAUGCCUUACACGGGAAAUUUUAGGAUCUGUUCCUGCUAAAUAAAUACCAACAUAGUUCUCAAUACCCGAAGAGCUCCUGCUAGUUAGUAUUACAGCAAACUCUGAAGUAACCCAUUGUUUUUUACCAGUUACUAUGUUGGACAAUUCUCUGACCCAAGGAGUAGAUUCUUAAUGGACUCUGUAAGGCUCUUAUGCAAAUUGAGGCCUGAAAUUCAGAUGCAACGACAUAAAUUCACCUGAGGAGAGGUUGGUAAAAGAAAAUACACUGUGCUAGACAAUAUUAAAAAUGUGUGUUCUUUUUUUUUUUAAUGGCAGCACUGAGUUGAGUUGAGCACUAUUCAACAGCCUGGAGUAAAAUCUAUCUUGUGCCUUCAGUUGUGUCAUCUUCCACCAGGAACGAAAAGAAAAAGUAGGAUUUCUUAAUGGGCCAGACCCAAUUGCCCUAGAGCAAACCCAGUCCUUGAGUGCACUCCACAGUAGGAGCCAUUCCCAUGAAUGGUUGAAGAUGUCCCGCACACACAAAAAGAAAAGAAGAAGAGAGAAAGCAGGAAGUUCUUUCACUGA
This is a messenger RNA of Zootoca vivipara (common lizard), 11342 nucleotides long. Lineage: Eukaryota; Metazoa; Chordata; Lepidosauria; Squamata; Lacertidae. The record is from RefSeq and is a predicted model, not a curated record.